CUGGUUUCAGUUUGAUUUCAGUAACGUUCACUUGCGGUUCGUCGUCCAGUGAUCGCGUAGUGCUUUUUUCUUCCUUGGGUGUGGGGAGAGAGGAAAAAAACAGAAAAUCAGAUAUAGUUUUCCAUCACGGUAGAUGGGGACGGUGUGGAGAGGGUGUAAUUCGACACUGGAGAAUAAGACGAGGAAAAUCUUGAAGAUUGGAGCCAAUAUUGGACUCUUUCACUCAGAUUACGCGAUUAACAUGUAAAUACUCAAAUAUAACCGGAAUACAGUGCUUCUAAGGAAAAUUCGAGCUUUUCCACACUCACACACACACACACAGAUACGCUGAAAGCAGGGAAUGUGAACAUGUAACAUUUCCACGCUCCGCUGGAAGCUGUGAUUCGCCGCCCCGUGAUUGAUCUAAAUUCUCUCGAAAAGGUAACCCCCCGAAGGGUGGUGGGAGGUUUCGCAUUUUCCAAAUUCCCACCCACAGCCACAGUGGUGGGGUCAGUGGGGUGAAGAAAAAAGGAAAAGCAGCAAAAAUGUAAAGAAAGUGCGCGCCUCUGUUGGGAUCAUUUCGUGCUGAGGCUGCUGCCAAGAAUAAAGUGAGAAAGAGGAAGGGAAAAUAGUGGAAAAAACGGUGCAAAGUGGCGCGCAGUGAAAAUUUUUCCCCAUCUGCCAAGGAAAACACACCGAGAAAAGACAGGCCGACGCCGCCGGUUUUUCGCAAGAGCUGUGCGUGUGAUUUUCGAGAGGGCAUCAAUGUGGGUGUGUGCGAAUGUGUGUGCGUUGUUUGCCGCCGAUGUUAGUGGGAAUUAAUGUGAAAUUUUAAUGGAAUUUGGAGGCUCCCUGCCGUGCGGAGUCUGACAGCUUGGAAUUGCCGCCGGCGUGAUUUUCACUGGAGAGAAUAAUUGAAAAAACAACGAAAAUUUAGAAAAAAGUGAAAGUGAGUUUGCAAACAAUGAAAGUUCAGAGCGGUGUGAAUUGAAGAAAAAAAAACUGUGAAAAAGGAAGAAAUCAAAAAAAAAUAUUAGAAAAUACGUAAUAUAAAAGCAUUUCUACGAAUAAACAGUGAAUUACAUAAGUGAAACAGAUUAAAGUUACAGCAAAAGAUAAAUAAAAUCCCGCAAAGUAACUGCUUGGUGGUGGAGAAUCAUUCAGCAGAUCAUCACUGAGGAGCAGCAGCUUAGCAGAGCCUGGAAAGUGGAGGAGCGAGCGUCAUAAAAAAGGUACUUGGCAGCGGUGGCGCUCGUUAUACAUUAAAUCCAUCGCAAACUUCCACAAACGAUCUCGUAAAGUUCAGCCGGACAGCUUAUCGGAGCAUCCAAAGAGGUUCCAGCAAUUGGCACCAUUCAAGAAAAGAGCCUUCAUCCGCACUACUAGCCUGUUUGUGUGUGUGUGUGUGCGUGUUUCGCAAGUGCAUUUUCGCGUGUGUACACCAGUAGCAGUAGCAAACAACAGCAACUUUUCGUUCUUCCCACUUUAGAAAGACACACACCACCCACAACAACAACAACAGUAGCAGGAAAAAUAGAACAACCGCGCGCUGCACAAUUAGUUUCGCAAAGUAGCCAGAAAUUGUUUCUUCGUGUGCACAACACAAACACUAGAGCGAGAAAAAUACAACAUCCUUAGAGCAUCCCCUCCCCCAAAAGUUACAAAACUCGGUCGCAACCACUAGGGUGGCGACUACGCGCGAAAUCGGGUUUGUCAACGGCAGAAUCUUGGACCCAACUUUGGUCGUUUCAAAUUUGCAUUCCAUUUGAACUCUGUAAUUAUCGGUUUCUGGCAACAUUGGCGCCAAAGCAUGACGGAACCACUGCCCGAGGGUUGGGCCCCUGGAAGGAAGCUUCCCCAACCCCAGAUCACACUCCAACGGAACGAGAUAUGGUGGAGGAAGGGGAGCAGUGGAGGCCACUGAGGUCACUGAGGUGGUCCAGCUACCCAUCCCAAUGAGACGAGCGCAGCAGAUACUCAAAUUUGGCUGCAACCACUCGGGAGAAUCCGACGAAGAAGACGAAGCUGUAGAGUAGAGCGCAGAGGGAUAAGAACUCCGGAACGUGCGGAACAACCCAAGCCGGACAGAGCAUUGAGUCAACAACCAGAAGGACAGAGAGAGAGUUCUCAGUUUCAUUUUUCAGUUAUUUUUUGUUUUUUUUUUUAUUAUUUUUGUUUGGUUUUAAUUGAGCAAUCAACGUUUUUUACGUAUUUGCGCUUUCGGUUGCCGCGGAUCGUUUAUACAUCGUUGCGCUUCUUACCGUGCCCUGACUAAGCAAACUUUCCUGAGCAGCUUCCUUUGCUAAUGACCGUGGCGCCAGCCAGCAGGACCGUGUGGUGUUAAACCGUUUUCUCUCGUCUUGCAAACUGGCCACACUUGUUUGAGGAAUUAAUUUGCGUGGCGAAUCCCGCACGGGCACGGGCACGGAGGACAACAGCGCGGAAAGACUCAACCAUCAGCAUUGACAUUGGCUCGGCCGUACGAAAGCUCGUGUGUAAUCGCUUGACUCGACACGUGACAACGACCCCGUUAAAUGGUGAGCCGGCUUAGUUUUAAGACGAAGCUUAGCGUUUCGUUUUCGGGCCCAGUACUGAACGAUGAGCCACGUGGGGCCACCACAUAUGGACGCCAGGAAACUAGUGCUAGCGAGGACGAAAGGGGGCGUCUGAGUGAACUGUGAGAGAAGUGGUUGGAAGAGAGAUACAGAAGUGCUUCUUAAACUCAGUGUGGUGCUAAGAUAUGAACGAUUUCGGGAGAAAGGACUAGUGGAAGUGAGCUUUAGUGGGUAAAGGAAUAGAGAAGAUUGUAAGAAGAAGGAUUUCGCGUGGGGAAAGGAUCUUCGUUAUUGAGAGUGAAAGGAGUUGGGAAUUAUCGCGAAGCAUAAAGUAAUUAUAAUUUUAAUCACCCCUUUUCGAAAGAAUAUUAUGCCAAAGUGUUGGAAAAGAAAACCGACGGGCUAUGUUUGUGAUGCUGUCAGUUCGCACAACAGCCACCGUUCGUGAACGGCCAGCCGAGACGGUCAAGAAGGCAAUCAACAUAAACCAGCUCUUCAAGAACAUCAACAGCCGAAAGACGCCCAAGUGUCUGCGGCGGAAGCAACCGAAGAAAGCCUCCGGUUCCGACGCGACCUUGAACAACGCGAAAUCGCUUGACCGCCAUAACAGCAACGGCAAGGGCGCCAGCGAAAGUGACAGCAGCAGUAGCAGUAGCAGCAGCAGCAGUAGUAGCAGUAGCAGCAGCGACCAGAAGAACCAACAGCGAGACAAGAACAGCUAUCAAAGGCACCGUCAACCGAAGCCAACCGAUAAACCGUUGAUCCAGAUCGUCACACCGACGACCACGACUACGAUUGCGGGCCCAACCAGCACACAGCAUCCGUUGGGCCGGCUAGUGAAAAUUCCGGAAGAAGAUCCGCGAAAGCUCAGCACUACCGAGUCGGUGUCUUCGACGGAGAAGCAGGACAACCAGAGCGGUACGAACCAACCGAACCAACGGCCAGACCAGUGGCAACAGCAGCAACAAAACCAAACACAGCAAGAAUCACAAGAGGAGCAACAACCAAAGACCAAGUUUCUUCUGCCAGAGUUGAACAACUUCCGGAAACCACCGACUGUGCAGGUACCAGUGGCAACCAUUCUGAACGACCUUAGUCCCGUGCCUGCGCCAGCAAAAGUCACGAAUAAAAUCUCCAACUCGAACCCUAUGAGUCCUAUGAACCCCGCCGGGCUACAAAGUAACUCGCCGGACGUUAAGGCCAUGCGGUACUACAGAUUGUGGAUCUACACGUGCAACGCUGUGCUCUUGAUGGCGGUAAUUGUAUUCUGUGGCGUUGCGGGCAAAAUUCUACUCUCCGACUACAAGCGACUGCUGGUGAACGGGCUCAGCCUGACGCAACCGAGCUUCAUCUACGCGUACCUAGCGCUGCUGGUGCAAUCAGGUUUCUUACAACUGAUAGGGUGUCUUGGUGCCUUACGACUAUCGGAGAAAUUGUUAAACGCUUACUGGUUGCUUUUACUCGUAUUGUUAAUAGGGGACGCAAUGUUGGGCAUAUUUUGGAUGUUCAAAUUCGACAAAGUGAUGCAAGAGCUGCAGCCCAUGCUGAGAUCUCGUCUAGUCCAUGAAUAUGGAAAUUCAAUCGAAUUAACAGAUCUCUGGGAUCGGCUGCAAAACGAGGGACGAUGCUGUGGCGUAUCUGGACCACAAGAUUUUCCGAUGCACGUGAACCGAACCUACCCGGACUCGUGCUGCGCCGCGGACAUUGCCGAGCAGUUCAGCAUAUCGAGGAGGCCGCUCGCGUCCGCCGUCGUGUUCCGCAGCGACCUGGUGGACGACCUGGUGCUGGACGACGUGACGGCCGGCCGCAACUUUAGUGAUAUCAGCGACGCGUGGAGUCUCAUCACGGCGCCGAGUAGCACGACGAGCGUUAGCAGCAGCAUUAGUAGCAGUAGUGCUGGUAGUACCAGCAGCGCCCUCGGUGGAGCGGGCAGUAGUAGCUUAAGUUCCGGUAGCAGUAAUAGCGUUAGUGGUAGCGGUAACAGUGGAGGGCUGAGGAGUAGCAGCGCCAGUGUCAGCAGCAGCAGCACGGUUAGCGGCGGUGACAGUGGAAACGUCAGGACGGUCACCACGUGUCGGGCGGUGUACCCACAGGGUUGCGCCGACCGGAUCGCGUCCUGGCUGCGCCACACCGCGGACAUUCUGUUCGUGCUGGGCUACUGCGUGAUCGCGUUUCUGAAGCUGAGCUUCCUCGGCAUCCUGCGGUACGAGAUCAAGGAGAUGAUCCAGAAGAUCAAGCUGCUGCAAACCGAAAUGGCCGGCUCGAUCCUGAACGGCGUCGAGUGCGACCAGUCCCAGAUGCAGCAGUUUACCUUGUUGCAGCAAGUGACGAGCACGUCCGUCAACGGUGGAAUCCACGCGGAACCCAAGGUCGGCAACCGGGACCGCGAGCGGACGCGGAUAGAGGCCGCCGAAAGUGAGCGGGAAUCGCUGCUGAACACCACCCAGCAGGACGCCACCCCGAAGGUCCUGAAGCACAAACAGCUGUACACGUGCAUCAACGAGCAGCAGCAGCAGCAGCAUCCUUGCGGGGGUGGGGGAACGGGGAGUGGUGGGCUGGGGGUGGGGGCGGCAGGGGGCUGCGAGUCGGACACCAACUCGAACUGUGCCCUGCUGGUGGAGGAAAGCAACGCGGCGAUGAUGGCUUCCAGCGGGGCGGGGGCGGCGACCAAGACAAUAAACGGCAACAACAACUACGAACUGAGCGAGUUCGACGACAAGGCGCACACCUACAGGCUCCUCAACGCACCGACGGUGACCCGGAUCUGACUACGGUAUUAUCUCGAGCAACUUUUUGGCGAUCGCUGGCGGAAAGCGAGGCCAAACAGCGCCCCGCGGACCCGCUCCGAGGACCACCCUAGCGGGAGCGUUCCGGGUGGGGGCGGAGGCGGAAGUAGCUACACCUGCCAACAACAACAACAACAACAGCAACAACAGCUACAGCAGCCACCGCCGCAGCAGCAGCAGCAAAAGUUACCGCAGCAACGACAUGUGCUCCAGCACCAGGACAGUGUGUGUAGUAGUGGGCGUGAAGGGGGAAUCCGGACUGGUGGUGGGGUCGGU
This is a messenger RNA of Culex quinquefasciatus (southern house mosquito), 5596 nucleotides long. RefSeq lists its product as uncharacterized. The transcript has 13 exons. Gene Ontology annotation, cellular component: membrane. NCBI's taxonomy places the organism in Eukaryota, Metazoa, Arthropoda, Insecta, Diptera, Culicidae. The record is from RefSeq and is a predicted model, not a curated record. The coding region runs from base 2939 to 5302 and encodes 787 amino acids.